CCAACCAUGAACGCCUCCCUCUUCCGCUCCUGCACCGCUUCCCUCUCUGCGCGCGCCUUGACGCGGCCUGCUGCGCGCGCUGGCGCCAACAUGCCCUGCCGUGCCGCCCUUGCCCGGCGGUACUACUCGGAAAAGGCGCCGGAGUCACCCGCCGCGGACGCUGCAAAGGAGGAGCCUGCUAAGGACGAGGGGAAGGCAGCUGAGGGUGCCUCUCCAGCGGAGAAGGAGUGUCUGGAAAAGCUCAAGACCAAGGAGGCGGAAGUUGUCGACUUGACGAGUCGCUUGCGCUAUCUCCAAGCCGACUUCCUCAACCUCCAGCGGAAUGCGUCGCGCGAAAAGGAGCAAACGCGCGACUUCGCCAUCACCAAGUUCGCGAAGGACCUCCUCGAGACCGUCGACGUCCUCUCCCUCGCGCUCAAGUCCAUCCCCUCUCACCACGCCCGCCCCCAAGCCGACGCGCCCCCACCACCCCAGUCCGCGGACGGCAAGCCCGAGAAGGGCCCCGCGGAGUACCUGCACGAGCUGUACAACGGUGUCGAAAUGACGCAGCGGCAACUGCAGUCCACGCUGUCAAAGUACAACGUCAAGCCGAUCGAGCCGCUGGGCGACAAGUUCGACCCGAACAUGCACGAGGCGCUCUACCAGGCGCCGAUACCUGGUAAGGAGCCCGGCACGGUCAUCGACGUGCAGAAGACGGGGUACAUGAUCAAGGACCGCGUGCUCCGUGCCGCGCAGGUCGGCGUCGCGCAGGAGACGUCAUGAGCGGGAUGGAUGGACUAUGCAUAGUGAUGAGGCGACACGAGUACGAGACGACUACACUACUACAUGACGACGCUGUCCAUAAUUCACGUAUCACAA
Schizophyllum commune H4-8 is the source of this 858-nucleotide messenger RNA. Its product is annotated as GrpE-domain-containing protein. The record is from RefSeq and is a predicted model, not a curated record. Gene Ontology annotation, cellular component: PAM complex, Tim23 associated import motor. Lineage: Eukaryota; Fungi; Basidiomycota; Agaricomycetes; Agaricales; Schizophyllaceae. Gene Ontology annotation, biological process: protein import into mitochondrial matrix; protein folding. The coding region runs from base 7 to 762 and encodes 251 amino acids. Gene Ontology annotation, molecular function: adenyl-nucleotide exchange factor activity; protein-folding chaperone binding; protein homodimerization activity. The transcript is spliced from 2 exons.